Molecule: messenger RNA, 4616 nt
Organism: Myotis myotis
Lineage: Eukaryota; Metazoa; Chordata; Mammalia; Chiroptera; Vespertilionidae
Gene: WIPF3
Product: WAS/WASL interacting protein family member 3
Exons: 9
Coding region: 342-1829 (495 amino acids)
Biological process (GO): retrograde transport, endosome to Golgi; Arp2/3 complex-mediated actin nucleation; exocytosis
Cellular component (GO): early endosome; WASH complex; recycling endosome
Molecular function (GO): gamma-tubulin binding; alpha-tubulin binding; actin binding
Source: RefSeq, a predicted model, not a curated record
GCCCGAGCGUGGCAGGCGUCCCGGCGGCGGCUCCGGGGCAGGAGCCGGCGGAGCAGGUGGGGGCGGCGGCCCCGCCUCCGCGUCCCGGCAGCACCAGAGCCGGCGGCCGGAGGGCGCGCCGGGCGCACCGAGCGCAGCACCGAGAGCAGCGGGCCCAGCAGCGGCGGCGCCUGGAGCUGGGCGCUGCAGAGGGAGCCCGGAGCCCGGAGCCCGGAGCCUGGCGGCGGCGGGGGCAACAGCGGCGGGAACGGCGGCCGGAGCCCGGGUCCUGUCCGGCCCCCGCGAGCAGAAGCCAUUCUCUUGGGACCAUUCACAAGCAAGAGACACCAACGCCGUGACAUAUGCCAGUGCCACCGCCACCUCCACCUCCUCCUCUACCUCCACCUCCCCCGCCUCUGGGAGCUCCUCCCCCUCCCCCGCCAUCAGCACCCCCGGCGAGUACAGAAGCUUCCAGCUUGAGAAAGGCCGAUCCCAAAGGUCGAAGUGCACUGUUGGCUGAUAUCCAGCAAGGAACUCGCCUUCGGAAAGUCACGCAGAUCAAUGACCGCAGUGCCCCGCAAAUCGAAAGUUCUAAAGGAGCCAACAAAGAAGGAGGAGGUCCUGCAAACUCUCGAGGAGGGAGCACGCCGCCAGCCCUGGGAGAUCUGUUUGCUGGCGGCUUCCCUGUGUUGCGACCGGCAGGCCAGCGGGAUGCAGCAGGUGGCAAGACAGGGCAGGCCCCUGGCUCCCGAGCGCCUUCUCCCCGGCUUCCCACCAAAACUAUCAGCGGGCCGCUCAACGCCCCAGCGUCUCCCAGGCUAGGCACUGCCUCGGAGGCCAGGACGGCCCCUCCUCGCCCCAGCGUGCCUGCCCCACCUCCUCCCACCUCGCCCCCACCACCCCCACCGCUACCCCCGCCCCUGCCCCCUUCCUCCCCCAUCAAAGCUCCGUUGGUGUCCCCACCUGGCUCACAGACCAAAGGGAAUGCCCUGGUAGUUGCACCCGCUCUGCCCUCUGCACCGCCCGCUGCCCCUCCGCCUCCCCCUCCGCCUCCGCCCCCUCUCCCAACGCCACCCCCUCUUCCCCAGACCUCCAUUCUCAGUGACAAGACAGUGAAGCCACAGCUAGCCCCCUUGCACUUCUCGCCCAUCCCACCCCCGCUUCCUCUCCUUCCACCCUGUGGGUACCCAGGGCUCCAUGCGGAUGCUGCUAGCCCCACCCAUGAUGCCCGGGAGCCUCCUGCCCCACCACCUCCCCCGCCGCCCCCUCCACCACCACUCCCCCUUUACACCUCCUGCACCCCGAGGUCCUUGGUGCCAUCGCCCCCUAUGCCAGGCACUAACAACAGCAGCGAGGCCCCACCCCCUCUGCCCCCCAAGUCCCCCAGCUUCCAGGCGCAGCCCCCGAAGCCCAGCGUGCAGGCCUUACCCGCCCCGCCUGCCCCACCUGGACAGCCCUUCCUGCAGAAGAAGAGGCCGGGCCGAGGCCCAGGUACCAGUGGGGGGAAGCUGAACCCACCCCCAGCGCCCCCUGCGCGAUCUCCCACCACAGAGCUCUCCAGCAGGAGCCAGCAGGCCCCAGGCUGGACCCCGACACCACAGCCAGGAGGUCAGCUGCGGAACGGAGGCCUACACAUGCACAUCAUUGAUGACUUCGAGUCUAAAUUCACGUUCCAUUCUGUGGAAGACUUUCCUCCUCCGGAUGAGUACAAGCCCUGCCAGAAGAUUUACCCCAGCAAGAUCCCCCGAAGCCGUACACCUGGUCCCUGGCUCCACGCUGAGGCUGCUGGGCAGAGCUCCGAUGACAUCAAAGGCAGAAACUCUCAGUUAACUCUGAAGACGCUCCGGUGAGAAGACGGAGGAAGCCCACGUCCUGCGAGCCCCUGGGGCUCCCCCCUGCGGACAGGCAUCCCAGGAGGCCAUGUCUGACCUCACCGCACUCCAGUUGCAAUGCAGUUGACAUACAGGCUCUGCAUGGAGCAUUUAUUUAUUGUAAAUACGUGGUUUGCACAGGCUUUAAUCGGUAUCAUAGUCGGCUUUUAUUUUGUAAAAAAACCACCCUCACCGUUUCUCCAUUUUUUCAAAAUGCAUCUUGGCAUUCACCUGCCGGUGCAGAUGGAGCCCUCCUGCCCCACCGCACAGCAUCCGUCCCGUGACUGUAAAGACCGUGCAGGCUGGCCCUUCCUGCAUACGGACCCGCGUUUAGGAGAUUCCUUGGUUUGCCAGGUACCCUACAGUCACGGUAUCCACGGUGACUUCCGAUUGGCAUGAUUUUAUGUUCUCAGCACACAAACUGCAGAAUCAAACCGAACAAUGCCUUAUACGUGACACAGCUCAGAGACCCGAGUGUCCCCUCUCCCAGAUGACGGACGCCACUCGGCCUCCAGCGGACGGGCCGCGGCGUCCCGCUUCCGUCUUGCCGUACAGGGAUUCUUUUUUUUCCUGCCUGAUGUAAAUAGAACACACAGCCCAGGCAGGCGCGGGCUCGGCCCCUUUUGUAAAUGAAUGAUCCUGCGAGUAGCCAAUGCUCUGUUUACAGUGCCCCUCGUGCCCAAGUCCCCGAGGUGUCGUUCCUGUCCCCUCCAAGCCCCUUCCUGGCAGCCAGGCCGACGUGGGGUGAGCUUUAGGAGACUGGGGUAUUUUCCUUGCAAGUUAGAAACCUGCAUCACACUCACUUUUAGAGUAAAUGACUAAUCCUAUCUCAGCGGUCUGUAUUUUCUCUCCCAAGUGCAGGAUCUCUAUGGCAAGGAAAAGUGUGGGCCAAAUGUAUUAGGAGCUAUCUGCCUCAAAUAUCUGGUUCCCCACCCCCAGGCCUAGGGCCACCCCUCAGGCAACACCUAGCUCCCUCUGAGCUGAAGAACGGAACUGGCCUGAGAUCUGGUGGGGGGCACCUCUCCGGGGGCAGCCGUGUCCAUGGUCAGCCACCCCUGGAUAAGGAGCAGGCCAGGGUGGGCUCCGACUGCUGCUCACACCCAUGGUCUCGAGCUGGGGAGGGAACAGAAGUGUGCGUGUGCUUGCCGCCUGACCCCCAGGGCUCCCUGUCCUGGGAGAGGCCGGCUGUGGCAGAGGAAGGGGAGAAAAUAGAAGGAAACACGCUCAUCUCUGGCCUGUUAUCGAAAUAGCUGCAGAUUAUAGGAAAUUGUGGAAGGAGAGGCUGGCAGGCGGUAAAAAUGUUUCCUCUGGAACCAGCCUCACUUGGGCUCCCACCUUGAGGGGACCAUGCCCAGACCAAGCCAUCCAAAAAGGCAAUGGAUAGGAGGGUUCUGCUCACACGUGACUGCACGCACCUAGUGGUGGUCCGGAGUCACCUAGGAUGCUUCCCUCCAUCAUUGUGCUUCCUCCUUGCAGGGAGAAGCCAGUGAGUGAGGUUAAGUUCCCUUCUCUGGGGACUAAAUCAAGCCAAAUUGUAACAGAAAUCAAUGGAAAAGAAGUUUUCCAGGUCGCCAGCUCUGGGCAUAGCUGCUGGGUUUCAGAUGUUCUGGAAGGUUUCCGAAAGGUCAGACUUCCUUUAUUAUAACAGUAUUCACAUCACCUCCCUCCCAGUUGUACAACAGAAUUGCAAAGGAUUUAAAUAUCAUGGUUAAGAAGGCCCUAGACCAGUGGUUCUCAACCUUCUGGCCCUUUAAAUACAGUUCCUCAUGUUGUGACCCAACCAUAAAAUUUUCUUUGCUACUUCAUAACUGUAAUGUUGCUACUGUUAUGAAUCAUAAUGUAAAUAUCUGAUAUGCAGGAUGGUCUUAGGCGACCCCUGUGAAAGGGUCAUUCGACCACCAAAGGGGUCGCGACCCACAGGUUGAGAACCGCUGCCCUAGACAAAGGCAGUCCUGCCUACGGGGCACCGUCUGCCCCGUGAGGUGCUUAUACGUGCUUGGUCCAGAACGCUGGGCUGGAAAUGAAAAACAAAACGAUUCAAGGGCAGACAGAAGGAAUGAGCAGAAACCACAAAUCGCAAUUGGGGGGUGGGGGCAGAUCUCGGGAGUUGGCAUCGCAUCGCUCCUCUGAGACCGAUCACUGCAUUCGGGCCCCUUGGACUCGCAGGACAGAGGUGGAGCCCCUGACCAUGCACCCCCUGCCGCCCCCAGACAGCUGAUCACUGCGGUCUCCGUCCUCGGAGAUUCCCACAAUAGGCCUGUCGUCUGCGCUCCCCAGUGUUCCCCAUGCAUUUUGUAUUUAUAAAUAUAAACACAAAUAUAAAAAGCCUCUGCAGGUUAUUUCUCCGUACCUAAUAAACUUUGACAAACGGACAUGCUUCUGGCCGUCUCCCUGUGGAAACAGCGUGGUCACCAGCACUGAGCUCAGGGUCAGGAGGGCUUCGGACAGGAGGAAGCCCGGUGCCCAGCUGGCUCCCGCACUGCUGAAAUGUCCUGUGAGAGUCAGGCCUUUCUUUACUGAGCUGGCGUUGCUGACUAAACCGCAGUCACAGUUUCGUCUGAUGUUCCCCUGGUGUUUGUAAGCUAACUGAAUGGGUAUUUGGAAAAACCAAGGGAAAAACUUUCUUAAAUGCAUUUUUUUUCAGGUUUAUUAAUAUGGGUAGCCCGGCCACAUGGCCCAGUGGUUGAGCGUCGACCUAUAAACCAGGCGGUCACGGUUCGAUUCCUGGUCAGGGCACAUGCGUGGGUUGUGGGCUCAAUCCCCAGU